Molecule: messenger RNA, 903 nt
Organism: Biomphalaria glabrata
Lineage: Eukaryota; Metazoa; Mollusca; Gastropoda; Planorbidae
Product: protein PFC0760c-like
Exons: 3
Coding region: 1-903 (300 amino acids)
Molecular function (GO): G protein-coupled peptide receptor activity
Source: RefSeq, a predicted model, not a curated record
AUGCAGUACAAGAAUCAGAAUGCCGCUGUACUCGAUAACACAGAACAGGGAAACAAAGAGGCAGAUGAUGUUGAUGAUGUUCUUGUUGCUUUUGAUGAUAAUAUUGUUGUUGAUGAUGAUGAUGAUGAUGAUGAUGAUUUCGACGAUGAAGAUUAUGAUGGUGGUGAUGAUGAUGAUUUCGACGAUGAAGGAUAUGAUGGUGGUGAUGAUGAUGGUGAUGAUUUCGAUGAUGAAGGUUAUGAUGGUGUUGAUGAUGAUGAUGAUGAUGAUGAUUUCGAUGAUGAAGGUUAUGAUGGUGGUGAUGAUGAUGAUGAUGAUUUCGAUGAUGAAGGUUAUGAUGGUGGUGAUGAUGAUGGUGAUGAUUUCGAUGAUGAAGGUUAUGAUGUUGUUGAUGAUGAUGAUGAUGAUUUCGAUGAUGAAGGUUAUGAUGGUGGUGAUGAUGAUGAUGCUGAUUUCGAUGAUGAAGGUUAUGAUGUUGUUGAUGAUGAUGAUGAUUUCGAUGAUGAAGGUUAUGAUGGUGCAUUGACUUUAGUUCUACUGAGGAAGUCUUCAUCACAUCUCCAUCAAGAUCAUACAAGUACUAAAAAAACUUCCAAGCGAGAAAAACAAGUGUCAAGGACAUUACUGACCAUCAUCAGCAUCUACAUCAUCAACCUGUUUCCCAGAUUUAUUUUUAACAUCGGCCAACUGGCGGAACCAGAAUUCUACAAUCUACGAAAAUAUAGCAAUCUGUUUGUGAUGGUGGCUCUGUUGCUCUUCAUCAUAGACUUUUGCAAUUCAUCCAGUCACUUUUUUAUAUUUUUGAAAAUGAGUUCAAGCUUCAGAGAUCAAUUUAUGAAAUGCAUCGAUGUCAAAGAUGUUCCUUUGAAAAGGAAUUUCUUUACCAAGUCAGUUAUUAGUUAA